AAAAGAAACCUGAAUUAGUAAAGAGCAUUAGAAAACCUUUAUAAUAGAGCCGUAUAAGGAACACUACAAUACUGCCUGUGCACACGCAGCCAUUGGACGAGGAGCAAACAGAUAUAAAACUAUAAAUUAGUUACCCAGCGGUGAUUUAAGCUGCAACUACGGGUUCAGUAGAUAUGGGGCAGCUAUCAGCACUAGGCGUAGACAAUUAUAAACAACAUGUUUUGGUAAUGUUACGCUUAGACCCGUGGUACUACGGAGUUUUGCAAAUACGAUAAAUACAGCACAUGUCCCGCUGUAUAGUCAACAUCAAUGGUUGGGCUGAUGGCGCUUUAUCGCCACCACGGCACGUAAAUCAAUAUUAGGCUUAUCUUGACCAACUGUGAGAAUUCAAGCAUGCUGCGGAGCCAAAGAUAUUGGCCCUCAGCCAUGACAGAAACUCGAAACCCCAUAUCCAUCGGGCUCACUCGAGUUUCACUUUCCGCUCGCCAUGGGUUACUGGUCGGAGACUCGGGCCUGGCUCUUCCGUGAUCCUGCCAAGCUCAUCCGCUACCUGGUCCUCUUCACCUGCUGCAUUGUGGUCAUUGUCCAGCUGUACGAGUGCUUCGCCAAGCUCUACAACCCACCCAUCUCCACUCAUUCCUACUACAACCUGAACGAAACCAUCGAAAUGCCAGCGGUCACCAUAUGUCGGGAACCGCCCUAUAAGGAGGACGUGUUAACGCGCCUUUCCGGUGGUGCUUGCCCUCAUCCUAAAUAUGCAACCUGCUGGAUGAAAUAUCCGUUUGGAGAAAUAUCCCUGGAUGAGUUUUUUGAAAACAGUACACAUGAUUUGGGGGAUACUUUUGUGUUUUACGGACUAAACGAGGACAGAAACAACGUGGUCAUGAACAGCAGUCUACACUUCUACAUGGGUCGCUGCUUCACCCUCAGACCCAAGGAAUCUGCCAAAAGAGUAUCAAAGGAUGUAGGUUAUUCCAUAAUGCUAGAACAUUCCAUGUUGACCACUUCCACCAGCGAUGUGGACACAGGUGGUGUCGGGUGGCAUGUCUUUAUACACGAUAAGAAAGAGAAUUUCACAGAAAUCAAUAUGAAGGGCUCUGGUCGAGUGGAGUAUGUUUUUGUCAGUGUCAAUGAGGAAAUCGAGAUCAAGCUUCAAACCCAAUACUUCUCCAAUGUGCAGACCAGAGAAGAGGCGUGUUCCGAAGAUGAGGAUUACAGUGACUUAAAGUGUGGGGAACAAUGCAUCUGGCAGGAUUUAGCAGAUAAUAUGCAGUGUUCGGGGCCCUGGAUGCAUGAAAUUGCCAGUGAACCCUGCAAUGACUCAAUUUCCAUGAGGAAACUGAUAUCGGACUAUAAAGAUGUUUAUGAAAAUGAGGACGACUUUGAUUGUGACUGUAUUCAGCCCUGCCAAUCGAGAAUAUACACAACCUUCAUUCAAAACCGCAAGGCCUUCAACCAACCAGAGCCGCGAACCCAAAUCUACAUAUACUAUACAACCAAACUGAUAUCGAUGAUUGAAGAGCGUCCCAGCUAUGACACCACACAAUUCAUAGCCGAUGUGGGUGGGUCUCUUGGAUUUCUACUUGGCUUGUCUGUCCUGGGGUUGAUUGGAAUACUGGAACACAUGACUCUCUUUUUCUGUGGCGGAUUCAUUAAAAAGAUGCAACAGAAGGAGCAGGCGAAGUUGGCGGCUAACUCCGAGGAUGGUCAAUCCCAAGCCAGCGAUGAGACCAUCGACAUAGCCAUUGCUUAUAAAAAGAAGGAAAAGCACCCCAAGUAUUGAGUCAAUAACCAAGCUGGCUUGGAAUUACAAUAGGUGGGAAGUACUUAUAAAGAAAACUAUUCAAAUACACUUCUUACAUUUAAUCAACUUCACGUACAACGUUUAAGUUUUUUUAAGCCUACAACUUAACAGUUUACAAUUGCGCUCAAAUAAAAUAUUUUCUACGUCUAAGAAA
Molecule: messenger RNA, 1958 nt
Organism: Drosophila yakuba
Lineage: Eukaryota; Metazoa; Arthropoda; Insecta; Diptera; Drosophilidae
Gene: ppk17
Exons: 8
Coding region: 488-1783 (431 amino acids)
Biological process (GO): sodium ion transmembrane transport
Cellular component (GO): membrane
Molecular function (GO): ligand-gated sodium channel activity
Source: RefSeq, a predicted model, not a curated record